Cyclocybe aegerita is the source of this 3360-nucleotide messenger RNA. The record is from the annotation of a GenBank genome assembly. NCBI's taxonomy places the organism in Eukaryota, Fungi, Basidiomycota, Agaricomycetes, Agaricales, Hemipholiotaceae.
AUGUCCAACGAGAAAGACGGUACUCCUUCGGCUUCGUCUAUGGACAAGGCAACCGAUGCCCACGAUGGGUUUACCGAGCACCGGGAGGUGUUCCCGAUGACCCCAAUGGAGAAGCAGGUUGCUCUACAAGCGGCUCUCGAGAUCGAUCCUGGGGUCAAGCGAUUCAGCUGGGCGGCAAUCCAGGCGCGCAACUUCUAUCCAAUAUUAUUGGACAAUGAAUCAACUCCAAUCUACUGUGAGUGGUCGCUUCCCUAUUGGGUGAAGGUCCUAUCUCACACCCUGAAGGUUAUGGGUGGCAUCAACGGCAUGAAGCAAUAUCAAGAUUACUUCCAUAUGACUGGCGUUGGUCCGAAGACCAGUAUUGUCUUCGGUAUAUUCACGAUUGGCUCGCUCUGGUUCGUUGCUGGGCACUCUUAUCUGCAGUACGACCUGCUUAUCCUCUCCGCUCUCAAGCGGUACCAUUCCGGCCUGUACGCUCUAUUCAUUAUACUUUCAGCUCAUCAACGACUGACGCAUCAUGCGACCCCGUUAGCAUACCUCCCGGACCGGUUCGGACGUCGCUUCUCCAUGUUCUUCGGGAACGCGGUUCUCAUCGUUGGCGCCAUCCUGACCGCCAACGCCACGAACAAGGGGAUGUUCCUCGGCGGGCGCUUCUUGACCGGGCUUGGUGCGUCGUGCGCAGGGGCCUCGGCAAAGUCAUAUCUGGCUGAAAUGGCACCGGCGCCGACGAGGGGCACUUAUUUAGGCUUUUUGAACUCUUUCUAUUACGUUGGCCAGAUGACUGCGACAGGCAUGAUGGUGGCGACUGGACGGUUCCAGAGCGAGAUGUCUUGGCGCUUGCCACUUUACAUUCAGGUUGUCCCUGCGGGCAUCAACACGCUGUUUGUAUUCCUUUGCCCGGAAUCUCCUCGGUGGUUAUAUAGCGUCGGCAAGCCAGAUCAAGCCCGCAAGAUAUUGGCACGAUUCCACAGCAGCACGAACGAUAUCAAGUCGCCCCUUGUGGACUUGGAAAUGAGAGAAAUAGAAGAGAAGAUACAAAUUAAUGGAGCGGAUAAGACGUGGUGGGACUUCAGACCUCUCUUCACCACCCCAGCGGAUAGGUAUCGGGCUUACAUGGUUAUUCUCAUUGGCUCCUUUGGUCAGCUGAGCGGAAACGGUCUUAUUACCUACUUUCUUCCGAUUCUCCUAAGGAAUGCCGGAAUCACAUCCCAAGACAAACAACUCACAUUGAACUUUGUGAAUAGUGUCACUUCUUAUAUUGGAGCUCUCUCGGGAUCCGCUAUAAUUGAUAGAUUCGGCAGGCGCAAAAUACUGCUCUUGUCGACAAUAUCAAUCACUGCCAUUCUUGCUAUCGUAUCUGCUUUAUUAAGCAGUUUUGGUAAUUCGGCCAGAGCGAACGCAGGAAUCACAUUUAUCUACUUGUUCAUGGUGGUAUUUUCGUUUGGAUGGACGCCGAUGCAGGCGUUGUAUCCGGCAGAGGUGCUGAGCUAUCAAGCUCGUGCCAAAGGGCUUGCUUUCUUGGGCAUUGUAUCACAGGUUUCGACCUUGAUAAACACCUUCGGACUUCCUGUGGCACUCGAGAAGAUUGGAUGGAAAGUUUAUCUGAUCUUCUUGUUCUGGGAUAUGUUCGAGGUUACCGUGAUAUAUUUCUUCGUUGCGGAGACGAAGGGGUUGACACUCGAAGAGAUCAACGAAAUCUUCGAGAAGCCCAAUCCAAGGAAAUAUACGCCCUUCACCAUCUUCCAUAACGUCAACAAGGGCCAAAUUUCCGACUUCCUCAGCAUCACCAUCGGUAGUCUCGUUCGAGCACUUCCUUCACGAUGGGGCAAACGCUCUCGUCUCCCGGCUUGCGUUGCAGCCACGAAGAAGCAUUGCGAGUCAGGUGCUAAUGAGCGGUUUUUCUAUGGACUCACAGAGAUGCAGGGAUGGCGAAUCACGAUGGAGGACGCCCAUGCUGCAAUUCUGGAUCUAGACGGACCAGAGGCGACAAGUAACACGUUUUUUGCCGUCUACGAUGGCCACGGCGGGUCUACUGUUGCUAGAUUCGCGGGGCAGAAUGUGCAUAAACGCUUGGUGCAGGAGGAAAGCUACAAGGAAGCGAACUUUGAAACUGCACUUAAACGGGCAUUCUUGGGUACAGACGAGGACCUCCUAGCGAAUCCUGCACAUACCAGGGACCCAUCAGGUUGUACCGCCGUCGCUGCUCUUAUAACCUCCGAUAAUAAGAUCUAUGUUGCAAAUGCUGGCGAUUCACGCUCAGUGGUGGGCAUUAAAGGGGAGGUUAAACCCCUGAGUUUUGAUCAUAAGCCAACAGGCGAAACUGAACGAGCACGCAUCUCGGGUGCUGGCGGUUACAUUGAAUACGGAAGAGUUAAUGGCAACCUUGCGUUGUCGCGUGCCCUUGGAGAUUUCGAAUUCAAAAAGAACUACGGACUCCCGCCUGAGGCUCAAAUUAUUACUGCGAACCCUGAUGUAACGUGCCAUGAAAUUACAGAGGAAGAUGAAUUCCUCGUCCUCGCUUGCGAUGGAAUUUGGGACUGCCUCAGCUCUCAACAGGUUGUUGAUUUCGUGCGGCAUCAAGUUUCGGAGGGGAAGGAGCUAACAGAAAUUGGCGAGAUGAUGUGCGAUCACUGCCUGGCGCCCGACACAACGUCAGGGGCUGGGAUUGGAUGCGACAAUAUGACUGUGCUCAUCGUCGCCAUCACUCACGGAAGGACCAAGGAGGAGUGGUAUCAAUGGGUGACUGAACGUGUAAAGACCAAUUAUGGCUAUAGCACACCCAGCACUGUGCCGCAGCUGUACGCUCAAAGUCGAUUGCUAUCCUUCCGGGCCCGGAGGGAGGCGCAAGAAGCACGCGAGCGGAUGCAUUCAACACCCAGCGAGCUGCCGACGUUCGACAGUGAAGAUUUCCUUCGCCGCUACGGUCUCACCGUAACAACGCUUUCUGGUCAUGGCAUUUCGUAUCGGCCAGGAGGCAGCAUCACCAGCGACAGUGGUCAACUCAUGUUUACGAAUGACGACAGCGAUGAAGAUGACAGCGAAGAGGAGGUUGCAGGCGGGCGGUCUUUCUUCACAGAGUCGUUGGGCCUUGGACGGGCAGAGUCGCCUGAUCCGACAAGGGGUCUCAAAGCCCAACUGGACGAGUACGAAAAGGAUAUUCGAGAUGAAAUUUUGAAUGGGGAUGUGGACGGUGAUGAGGAUGCCCGUAUCAAGGAACGGCAGGUGUCGGACGAUGAAGCACCAGUGAAAUCUUCAUCACCGACAAAACUGCCUAACGGAGACGCGAAGGGCGCACUAGAGCCUGUGGAGCCACUUCAAGCAACGCCGCUUGGUGAGAUACCCGAACCUAUCAAGGCAUGA